AUGAGCUCUCCACCCUUGCGCCAAGCUCGGCGCAGUAGUAAUCAAGCAUUUGAACAAUCAGGAUCGCGCUCAAGGAGACCGAGCGCUGGGGGCGGCCAAAUAGGCAUUCCUAUGGCGAACUCGAGGAUCGCCCAAAGUCGUAUCGCUAAUACCCAACCGACUUACGACUUUCUCGCGGGCAACUCUGUAGUUGCGCCCUCAGUGUCUGGGCAGCGGGAGCCAUUGGGGCAGAGCUUCAGACAGUCCCAAGCCGCCAAGCCAGAUAUCGGCAACGAGGAUCUAAGAGCGCAGGUCAAGACGCUGCAGUAUGAGUUAGAGUCGUUCAAGCAGGAGAGGGAGCUCUCGAAAUUGAGACAUGAUAAGGAGCUGAGAGAUGUACAACUCAAGGCUGAGGAGGUGUUCAGAAAGGCACAGGCAGAGGAAAGCAGUAGACACGUGCCCAACUACAAAUACGACGCCCUGAAGCGCGAGCUGAAGGACUUCCAAGACCAAGCCAUCAAUCAGCAGAACGCGCUCGAGAAGAGGCUGCGGACGGCGCAGGAAGAGGGUCGGGCAGCGAAAGAAGAAUCUGAGGAGGUGCAGACAGAGUUCGAAGGUCUGAGUCGCCAGCAUAAGCAUCAAUUGCAGGAAAUCGAGUCGAAGCAUUCCACGUUGCAGAAGACAUUGAGCGCUCUACGGGAUGACUUGGCGAAUAAAGACUCGGCUCUACAUACGACACAAGAGAGGCUCUCCCAGCGAGAGACUGAGACUGGACAGCUCGAGAGCGAGAUCCUGAGGCUCAAAGCGCAGACUGGUGAUGCGGAUACUUUGGCUGUUAUCAAAAGGGAGCUUUCCGAGCAGGUAAUGCAUAUCAGGAAGUUGGAAUCUACGAAUCGAGAGCAAAAUGCUGAGUUGAAGCAUUUCCGCCGUGUCCACAAAGCCGUUGAAGUUGUGGAGGAAGAGAAGAGAGCGUUGGAGAACAGAGUCAGUCUGAUGAGCGACAUUGAGAAGAAGCUCAGGGAAGCACAGCUCCAGCGGCAGAUACUCGAGGAUGAACGACGCUCAUGGACGUCGUAUCUUGAGAACGAAGGUGGGACUGGCAAAGUCGAAAUUGACUCACCUGAAGACAUGGCUAGAGCUCUUGUAAAGGAGCGACUGGAGAAUGCGUCGCUUUUGCAAAGGAUAGGAGCCGUACAGCCAGAGCUUUUGGAGAAGGAUGAGAUUAUCAAGAGCCUAGAGGAAGAACGCAGCAAGAUCCAUUCUGAAAUGGAGAAGCUACGCAGUAGCGGUGCAAGUGGUAAUGACAGUCGAGCAAAGACGCGUCUUGAGCGGCAGCGGGCCCUCGCAGUCAAGGAGGUUGAUCUACUCCGAGAGCAACUACGCACGUUCGACAGCGAAGAGCAGACCUAUCAUUCCGAGAAUCAGUUCGAUACCAUCAAAUCUCAACGUAUCGCGGACCUCGAAGCUCUUGUCGACCAACACCGCACCGAACUCCAAACCCUCAACACUGAGCUCUCGACUCUCGAAAAGCGCGCACCUGCUGUACCGCAAAGCCCACUCAAGCGCCCAAGAGAGGAAGAUGCAGACGAUCACCAAUUAGGCCAACUCUCACGCAAAAAUCGCAAAUUGCAAGACGCUCUUUCGAGUGCGCAAUCCACCUAUGCCCUCCUCCAAAGCGAACAUGCCGCCCUGCAAACACAACUGUCCUCUCUCCAACGAUCCGCCAAAACGCGCAUCUUAUCCCUCAGCUCAAACCCAACCGAUUCCUUCGGAACCACAAAAUUAAGCACCCUCAAAACCCUACGACAAGAAAACAAAGACCUCCUCGCCCAACUCGAGUCCCGCUAUGACGCCGCUGGCACCAAAGUCGUUCCCCAUAGUACUCUGGAAAGCCUGCGCCUAGAGAUGCAGGAGUUGGAACAGCAAGUCAAAGACAAGGAAAAGCGCAUGCUCCGCCUCAAAGAGAUCUUUGGUAAGAAAUCGCUCGAGUUCCGAGAAGCGGUGCUCAGCUUGCUGGGGUGGAAGACGGAUUUUAAACCUAACGGGAAGGUCGCGUUGUCUCUGAAUAUGGGCAAUGAUAGUGAUGAGGUCGAGGAGUGUAUUAUUUUCGAUGGGGAGAAUGGGACCAUGAAGAUUGCCGGUGGUCCGGACAGCGCUUUUGCGUUGCAGAUCAGGCCGCUGAUUAGGCAGUGGGUGGAGGGGAGGCGCUAUAUUCCUGGACUGAUGGCGGGUAUUAUACUUAGCAAGGUUGAGGAUGGGACACUUGCUAUGUGA
Molecule: messenger RNA, 2253 nt
Organism: Letharia columbiana
Lineage: Eukaryota; Fungi; Ascomycota; Lecanoromycetes; Lecanorales; Parmeliaceae
Exons: 3
Coding region: 1-2253 (750 amino acids)
Biological process (GO): attachment of mitotic spindle microtubules to kinetochore; mitotic spindle assembly checkpoint signaling
Cellular component (GO): kinetochore; mitotic spindle; nuclear envelope
Source: RefSeq, a predicted model, not a curated record